CUAUGCAGUUUGUAGAAUAAAACGAAACAGGUGUUAUGAAUCAAAGGUAUAACGGAAAGGAUGCUAUAAAUGGAUGCUUCGAUAAACUCGGAAUCGACUUUUCUUUUUGAUAGUAGAAAAGUAUAUAUAACGGAAUAUAAAUAAAAGCAAAUACAUGUAAAAGUAUAGAAAAUGGAAAAAUCUAUAGAAAGCUCUAAAUCCGAUAAUAAGGCGUGCGUUAAAUAGACAACUUUUUGUAUUAUUAUAAUUUAAUUCUAUAUCCGAGAAGAAGAAGAGAAGAGAGAGAGAGAGAGAGAGAGAGAGAGAGAGAGAGAGAGGAAAUCUUAUGCUUCGAAGCGAAAAUAAUGUUAAGCAGAGUUGAAACCUUGAGAAAGAGAGAGGAUGUAUAACGCUCCCAUUUUCGACGAUCUAAAUACGCCACCGCUUAGGAAAGCUAUAUAUCCAACAACGCCCAUUAUUUUGAGGAUAUCUGAAGGGUUGCUUGCCGACCCAGGAAGCGUCUCGUGCAUUCCUUGGCGAACUAAUCACUGUAUAAUGAAGAAAUUUAUAUUCGUGCGGCGAGACGCUCGGCGACGGCGAAACGUCAAGUUGUCACCGCCUCGAUACUUCCGCGACUCCAUCCACGGUCAAGUUUCUUAAUUAAGAAACCGUCCAUCUCAACUGUCUUCGUCAACUGUGUGGAUUUCGUGAACUUAUCACAACGACAUUAAUGAGACCUGUCAACAAAAAGACAUACUACGACUGGACGUCGACUUUGAUAGGUUGACAUUCGAAUAUUCAGUAGCCAACACUAUAUCCAUGUGUGUGAAACAACGGCGAGAAAAAAACGAAGGUGAUGAGUGCGCAGGGAAAAGACAUAACGCGGAUCUUCUUCCUAUUAUUCACGCGUGUCCGAGAAAUCAAUAUCAAACUCGCCGAUACGGGCGGGAAAAUCGUCGCCGGAAGUUUUUCCACGGGAGCGUCAGAGGCAAAAUCGAGGAUAAGGAGGACCGGCGUCGGGCGGGAAGGGCUAAACAAGACGCUGAAAAUCAACCUAGUGGAUCCACUAAUAAUGACGUUUAUGAUCCCCACAUGCAUCGUGUCACUUACAAACCAGUAUCAGACUUUAAUACUUUGGCAAAUCUAGUAAAAAGCGCGGCGGGAACGGGUCUGUUUGCCAUGCCGAACGCGUUCGCCUGCGUCGGGCUCUUUAUCGGCAUUGUUGGCACGGCGUUUAUGGGACUCCUGAUAACCGGGUCUCUUCAGUUGCUCGUUAGAAUUCACCAUCUGAUGUGCACCCGUGUGAGAAAACCUGUCUUGAUAUACGAAGACGUAGUGGUCACCGCUUUAACCAGGGGUGUGCGAGAACCGUGGCUCUCCGCGCGCACUGCAACACUCAUCGUCGAUGUGACGAUGUUGGCUUGCUACAUCGGGAUCGGCUCGGUUUACGUCGUAUUCAUUUCCGGUAUAGUCCAAGAAUGCAUAGACACUGAAAAAACCAUCGGUCAGGGUUACUACGCACUUAUGCUAUUCCCUCUUCUUUUUAUAAUGAAUAUGGCGAAGAAUCUAGCGGACAUUGCGCCGAUUUCUGUUGCCGGGAACAUUUUACUUCUCGCCGCUGGAGGUAUUGGAAUCGUUUACGCAUUAAAAGACGGGAUUGGCGAUGUAUGGACUACGAUUGGACCGAACGUACAUUUAUAUCCGAAAUUUAUUGGCGUGGUUUUCUUUAGUAUGUGUUCGCCAGGCGUGAUAUUGGCGAUAGAGCAUAGUAUGAAAAAGCCCUGGAAUUACGUUAGAUUAUGUGGAAUAUUAAAUUGGGGCAUGAUAUUUUUGAUUUUGAUACACAUUUUCGUUGGAUCUGUUGGUUAUUUAAAGUGGGGUCCCGAUGCACUCGGCAAUUUUAUCCGCAAUCAUGAGGAACUUGAUGGGCCGACAGUCGCGGCAUUGAUAAUGCAAGCGUUGGCAAUAUAUUUCACGUAUGGGCUGCAAUGUUACAUGCCCAUCACAAUUCUGAAAGACGGCUACGCUUUACCAGCGAUUGAGAGUGGUGCCUGGAAAGGAACACCAUUUCUGUGGGACCUGAUUAUUCGUUUCGGCAUCACGCUCAUUACGUGCAUUUUUGCAGCGGCGAUUCCGAAGCUCGAUCUGUUUACCGGCUUAGUCGGCGCGAUAUGCAUAUCCACUUUAGCCACAUUAAUCCCGGUCACUUUAUACAUUCUUGUACAUUAUGAGGAUUUCGGAAAGUUCAAAUGGAGAUUGAUUUUGGGUGUCUCCAUGUUUUCCAUUGCUUUUUUCGCGGCGAUUUGCGCCGUCGUGACUAAUCUCAAAUUAAUCGUGGAGUUUUUGAUAUAUGGAGACUAAACUUACAACGACAAAGAGGUUGUCUUAAUCUAGUCUCUGUUCGUAAUCUGCUUCUCAUGAAAAUAUCGUCCGUGUGCGCCUCAUAGUGUUCUUUUUUUUUUUUUUUACUUUUGUCUUCGGGCGCGGUUGUAAAGCCGCCAUCGUUUACGCGCGAUUCAGCCUAAUCACGGCAGCUGCGGCGGCGGCGACGGUGAGGCGACUGGAAAAACCGCGAAAAAGGCGUAAAGCUCGUGAAGGACAAAAAGCGAGGAAAGCGGGAAAAAAGGAGAGAGAAAAGAGGGAAUAUAUACGGCAAAAGAGGAGAGAAGCGCGCCACGUAUAAUCGCGUCAGAUCACCGAGGCGUCAAUGGCUGCUACUGGGCUUAUCGCACAUACACGUACACACACGUGAGGGAGACGCAAUGAUAAAGAGGGAGACACACGUGGAAACUGGUAGACACGUAUCGCGACACGGCGAAUGCACGAUUGUGUGGGUAUAUACGAAGGCCAGGGGGACGACGUUGCGCAAAUAGCGAGAGAAAGAGAGAGAGAGAGAGAGAGAGAGAGAGAGAGAGAGAGAGAAGAGAGAAAGAGAAAAAGAGAGAAAUAGGUACCCUCUCUCUUUCUCUCUCUAUCUAUGGGAGAAGGAACCAAAGCAGAGGCGGCGGCGUCGGCGCGAAGAGAGAACGGGACAGCGGGACACGGAAGGGUGCUUUUAUCAUAUAGAGAGGACACAACCCCCUUUUAGUGGCUACCGUCGCGUUGUCCCCCACAUCUUAACCUACCGUAUCCUCUGUCGCUCUUCGGGGGCCGCCCUCUCUUUCUCUCUCAGAUUCGCCCUUACAGACUGCCUCCGCCUGGUCGCUCAUCCGUUUGCCAGUUCAAGGUGGCUGCGUUCAUUACCGGAGGAUACACCGGGUGUGGGUCUCUACCGAACCCGUCGUGCUCUUCCCUCGUUCUCGACAGCCAGCCCCCGAGAAAACGUUUAAUAAUUAUAUCGAUGAGUCGUCAAGGACACCGUAACGCUCACGACAUUGUGCGAAUCGUGAAAUUUGCCGGAAAAAGCUCAAAAUUAUCGACAAAUAUUUAUGCAAAUAUAAUUAUGCCGAGAUUUAUAAUUUCACAAUACGUGUAAAAAUUGCAAGCGGGUAUAUAGAUUAAUCUUGCACUAUAAAUUAUACACAUACAUAAUUUAAUAAUGUCCAGAUAUAUAUGUAUAUACUUUUUUUCUUUUUUUUUAAUUAUAUAAUAAACAAGAUAAGAUAAAGAUACUAUAUAAAACUAUGAAAUUUAUGCUUUGCAUUCAGUUUUGUAAAUACGAAUAAAGAUUAAGAGCUCUAACUCUA
Cataglyphis hispanica is the source of this 3665-nucleotide messenger RNA. RefSeq names its product proton-coupled amino acid transporter-like protein CG1139. The coding region runs from base 799 to 2340 and encodes 513 amino acids. NCBI's taxonomy places the organism in Eukaryota, Metazoa, Arthropoda, Insecta, Hymenoptera, Formicidae. Gene Ontology annotation, cellular component: vacuolar membrane. The transcript has 11 exons. Gene Ontology annotation, molecular function: amino acid transmembrane transporter activity. The record is from RefSeq and is a predicted model, not a curated record. Gene Ontology annotation, biological process: amino acid transmembrane transport.